UGUGUACCAGGGACGCGGGCGGCGGGCGGCGGGUGUGCGGGUCGGGGCGGAGCGAAGGCCCGUGGCCGUGGUCGGACCUCGGCGGCUGAGGAGCCGAGGGCUCUGACGCGGGCUGCACCCGGUGAGCCGCGGGCAGAGCUAACUUUCGCUGUCAGAACCAGCUGAGGAGCGGCCGGGCGGCGAGACGGCGAGCUUCACCGAGGAGCUACUCCGCCCUCGGCCGCAGUCACUGACUCCGGACUGACGGCCGGGCGGACCAUGGCGCCCUCAGCUCGCUUGGUCACCAUCAAACGGAGCGGCGAUGAUGGCGCACACUUCCCGCUGAGCCUCAGCUCCUGCCUGUUUGGAAGGAGUAUUGACUGUGACAUUCGUAUACAGCUGCCUGUAGUGUCAAAAAAACAUUGCAAAAUUGAAGUCAAAGAACAAGAGGCAAUAUUAUAUAAUUUCAGUUCCGCCAAUCCAACUCAAGUAAAUGGCACUAUUGUAAAUGAGCCUGUGCAGCUGAAACAUGGAGACAUAAUAACAAUCAUUGACCGCUCCUUUAGGUAUGAAGACGGAAGAAGCCAUGAUGGAAGCAGGCCAACAGAAUUCCCGAGAAAGUCACUUGGAAAGGAACCAGCACGGCGAGCCUCAAGAGAUACCGUCUCUGCUGACCCUGAUGGGAAAGAUCAAGAUACCAAAGCUUCAAAAAUGACUGCUUCAAGAAGAUCUUUUGUCUAUGCCAAGGGGCUUUCUGCAGGUAGUCCUGCCUCAGAUGACUCAAAGGACAGUGUUACCCAAGAUUCAUCAGGGCAUGUAGAACAGCACGAUCGCAGAAACCUAGGAGAACCCACUUCUGGGGAUCUCUUUAAGAAGUUCAGGGCUACACGGAGCAGUUACGGGGACCUGAAGUCUCCUGCACAGAGCCUUAGCAAUAGCAACAAAAAUGAAUCUCCCUUUGAGAAACUUUAUCAGUCAAUGAAGGAAGAGUUGGAUGUAAAAUCAGAGAAAUCUCAUAGAAAAUCAGAACCCCAGUUUGACCGUGCAGCAGAAGAAUGGUGGGAGACAGCGCGAUUGGUGUCAUGCAAGGCAAGACCAAAGUCCAGUAGAAGCACCCCUGUCACAGCAGCCUUUUCACCCAAAGUAGGAAAGAGCUGGGCCGAGAGACGGACAGGUGGUGUGGGGACAGAGACAGCUAAAAUGAAGACCCCUGUGCAGAAGGCACAGCAGCUUAAGGAUGAAGACUCUCGUGUUCCUGGCAGAAGAAAUUCUGUGAAUCUGGAUGAAAGUGAAAGUGCCCAGGCAGUUCAUAAAAUAGUCACUCCUGGGAAACUGGUAACUAGAAAUCAAGCUGCAAUAAAAGUUGCCAGCCCUGCCAAUACACCAGAAAAUUCCUCUUCCAAAAAGAGAAGAAGUAUUCCUGCAGACAUAGAGGUUCCAUCUGCAGAGACACAAAAGCGGCUCUCUUUAACACAGUGCCUUGCUCCAGGUGAAAAGAAAAGUCCCAAGGAUUCCUUCAGCAAGCCUGAGAAACUGGGCACAGUGGCCAAACAGACUUGCUCUGGUAUAACUGGCCUUAGUUCCGUUGAUAUCAGCAACUGUGGUGAUUCCAUUAACAAGAGUGAGGGAGUGCCUUUGAAGAGAAGACGUGUAUCCUUUGGGGGUCAUCUAAGACCUGAAUUAUUUGAUGAAAACUUGCCUCCUAAUACUCCACUCAAAAGAGGAGAAACACCAACCAAGAGGAAGUCUCUCGGCACUCACAGUCCAGCUGGCCUAAAGAAAAUCAUCAAGGAACGGCCUCCGUCUCCAGGGAAACAAGAGUCUCCUGGAGUAACUCCACCAAGGACAAAUGAUGAAAGACGAAGAUCAGGCAGGACUUCACUUGCUUCCAGCGGAAGCGAAUUCUUAAAUGAGACAGACAUUCCCAAGAAAGCAGGCAGGAAGAGUGGCAACCUGCCUGCGAAGAGAGCAUCCAUCAGCCGAAGUCAGCAUGGCAUUCUACAGAUGAUUUGCUCCAAAAGAAGAAGUGGUGCUUCUGAAGCCAACCUGAUUGUUGCAAAAUCAUGGGCUGAUGUUGUAAAACUUGGCGUGAAACAAACACAAAUGAAAGUUGUGAAACAUGUCCCUCAAAAGCAGACAAGAAAAAGACAAAGAAGACCCAGUACUCCAAAGAAACCUACAAGCAGCCUUCACGAUCAGUUUACUACAGGCCACGCAAACUCACCCUGUACCAUUGUAAUAGGGAGAGCACAGACUGAAAAGGCAAGCAUGCCUGCCCGACCCUACAAAAUGCUGAACAACUUGAUGCUAAACCGGAAAAUGGACUUCAGUGAAGAUCUGACAGGACUAACUGAAAUGUUCAAGACUCCAGUGAAGGAAAAGCAGCAGCAGAUGAGUGACGUGGGCUCCAUUCUGUCUGAUUCAGAGAAUUUGUCUGAAAGACAGUUGCAAGGAACCAACUCAGAAGACACACCCCCACCCACCGCCUUAGAGAUUUUGGGAGAAAAAGUGCUCCUCAGUACUCAGAAUGCAGCAAAGCAGCAAUCCAAUAAAUAUUCUGCAAGUUCUACCUUAAGACGGCAGAGCAUCAAACAUGAAAACACAAUGCAAACUCCUAAGAAUGUCCAUAACAUUACUCAAAUUGACAAGAAGACUCCAGCCUUUGAGACAGAGCCUCUAAAGACAGCAUCAAGUAUGAGCAAGUCAAGGAGAUCUAGAGAGCUCAGACAUACCCUUGUCAAAAGGAAGGAUGAAAAAACAGAAGCAGUCCUUGCCAAGAGCAUCACAGGAAGACAUCUACGGAAGACAUUUCAAGGACAAGAAGUAGACCAACAAGUGCAGGGCAGUGAAAACUCUUCACAAAGAUGCGAGGAAAACAGUAAAUUAAGUGAAGAUUCAGAAAAGACAUCCGCUAGGAGAUCAAGUGCCAGGAAGCAGAAACUAACAAAAGACUUAGUAGGAAGUCAGAUGGUCACCCAAUCAGCAGACUGUGCUGAGGACCUACUUAGUCAAGAACAAGGAACAAUACAAAACCUAGAGGAAUCCAUGUACACGCAAAACACAUCAAAAAGUGAUCAAGGAGUUGCAAAACAGAAAGUUAACACAGUGGUAGAUGCAACCAGAGUGAAGCGCUGGUCAAAGACCCCUGUCAAAAUGACACACCCUCUAGAAGGUGCAGCUGAUUUCAUGGAGCACUUUGGAACACCAGAUCUCAAAGAUGAACCCAUAGGUGAUGAUGAAACUAAAGUCCUUUGCAAAUCCCCACAACCCAAAACAGAGAACCUCAAAGCAAGCGCAAAGCCACGGACCAGCACAUCUGGGAGGAAAGUAGAUAGGAAGGAAGAACUCUCUGCCGUGACAAAGCUUAUACAUAUGUCAGGGGAAAGCAGGCAUACUCCCAAAGUUCUAAAACUUGAGCAUGGGGAUAUCAAAGCUUUGAGGCAAUCUGAAAAUGAAAUGCUGACUGCAACAGUAACUAGAAGCAAGAGGCCUAUAGAAAAAGCUAAGGAAAAGGCUCAGCCUGUGGAAGACCUGACUGGUUUCGAGGAACUCUUUCUAUCACCAGUCCCUGGUGACAAAAUCACAAAAAUGCCCAGCAAAUCUCCACACACAGAAUCAGUCAGAAUUCCAGCAAGCACAAAGAGACUGUCCACGACAGGUCUCAGUAAGGUGGAUGUGAGAGAAGAGCCUGCAACCCUUGGGAAAAGAACAAAGUCAUCAGGCAGAGUGGCACACACACCAGCACCAGCGCAGGAAGAAAAUGAUACCACAACCUUCAUGGAAACUCCAAAGCAGAAACUGGAUUUCACAGGAAAUUCAACAGGACCUAAGAGAAGGUCACGGACACCUAAGAACAGGGCUCAGCCCCUAGAAGACCUGGAUGGCUUCCAAGAACUCUUCCAAACACCAGCUGGUGCUAGGGCCCCUGUGACUGUUGAUGAAAGUGCAAAGAUGUCUCUGGAAUCUGUACAACCAGUCAUAACCCCAGCAAGCACAAAGAGACUGUCCAAGACAGGUCUCAGUAAGGUGGAUGUGAGAGAAGAGCCUUCGACCCUGGGGAAACGAACAAAGUCAUCAGGCACAGUGACAGGCACACCGGCACCAGUGCAGGAAGAAAAUGACACCACACCCUUUAUGGAAACUCCAAAGCAGAAACUGGAAUUCACAGGAAAUUCAACUGGACAUAAGAGAAGGUCACGAGCAUCCAAGACCAGGGCUCAGCCCCUAGAAGACCUGGAUGGUUUCCAAGAACUCUUCCAAACACCAGCUGCUGCCAGUGACCCUGUGACUGUUGAUAAAAGUGCAAAGAUGUCUCUGGAAUCUUCACAAGCAGAAACAGUCAUAACCCCAGCAAGCACAAAGACACUGUCCAAGACAGGUCUCAGUAAGGUGGAUGUGAGAGAAGAGCCUUCAACCCUGGGGAAACGAACAAAGUCAUCAGGCACAGUGACAGGCACACCAGCACCAGUGCAGGAAGAAAAUGACACCACAGCCCUCAUGGAAACUCCCAAGCAGAAACUGGAUUUCACAGGAAAUUCAACAGGACCUAAGAGAAGGUCACGGACACCUAAGAACAGGGCUCAGCCCCUAGAAGACCUGGAUGGCUUCCAAGAACUCUUCCAAACACCAGCUGCUGCCAGUGACCCUGUGACUGUUGAUGAAAGUGCAAAGGUGUCUCUGGAAUCUUUACAACCACUACCAGUCAUAACCCCAGCAAGCACAAAGAGACUGUCCAAGACAGGUCUCAGUAAGGUGGAUGUGAGAGAAGAGCCUUCGACCCUGGGGAAACAAACAGAGUCAUCAGGCACAGUGACAGGCACACCAGCACCAGUGCAGGAAGAAAAUGACACCACACCCUUUAUGGAAACUCCAAAGCAGAAAACAGAUUUCACCAAUUCAACAGUACAUAAAAGAAGGUCACGAGCAUCCAAGAACAGGACUGAGCCCCUAGAAGACCUGGAUGGUUUCCAAGAACUCUUCCAAACACCAGCUGCUGCCAGUGACUCUGUGACUGUUGAUGAAAGUGCAAAGAUGUCUCUGGAAUCUGUACAACCACAACCAGUCAUAACCCCAGCAAGCACAAAGACACUGUCCAAGACAGGUCUCAGUAAGGUGGAUGUGAGAGAAGAGCCUUCGACCCUGGGUGAAAGAAUAAAGUCACCAGGCAAAGCAGCACACACACCAGCACCAGUGCAGGAAGAAAAUGACACCACAGCCCUCAUGGAAACUCCAAAGCAGAAACUGGAAUUCACAGGAAAUUCAGCAGGACCUAAGAGAAGGUCACGGACACCUAAGACCAGGGCUCAGCCCCUAGAAGACCUGGAUGACUUCCAAGAACUCUUCCAAACACCAGCUGCUGCCAGUGACCCUGUGACUGUUGAUGAAAGUGCAAAGAUGUCUUUGGAAUCUGUACAACCACAACCAGUCAUAACCCCAGCAAGCACAAAGAGACUGUCCAAGACAGGUCUCAGUAAGGUGGAUGUGAGAGAAGAGCCUUCAACCCUGGGGAAACGAACAAAGUCAUCAGGCACAGUGACAGGCACACCAGCACCAGUGCAGGAAGAAAAUGACACCACACCCUUUAUGGAAACUCCAAAGCAGAAACGGGAGUCUUUAGGAGAUUUAACAGGGCUUAGGAAACAGUCCAGAACACCUGAAGCAAAAGCCCAAUAUCUAGAGGACAUAUCUGGUUUUCAGGAGGGUUUCCAAACACCAGACCAUGCCAAUGGCCCAUUAGCAGUUGGCAAAACCAAAAAAAUGUCCUUUAUUUCUCCACAACCAGGAAGUGCCAUAACCCUAAAGAGCAUAGAGAGACAGUCUAGGGCAAGUAUGAGUGAAAUGAAUGUUAAAGAAGAACUUUUAGAAUCAGAGGAACAUCUACAAUUAGGAGAAGGUAUAGACACACUUCAAGUACCUAACAACAACAAAGUCUUUAGGUCAUCUAGGAAACCUGCAAAGCGUAAACUGGAUCCAACAGCUAGUAUGCCUAGCAGCAAGAGGAUGAGAUGUUCCUCAAAGGAUAGCACACAAAGCCUAGAAGACGUGACUGGUUCCCAACAGCUUUGCCAAAUGCCAGGCCAUGCUAAGGACUCUUUGAACACUGAAGCCUCAACAAUGUUUACUAAACCACCACAAUCAGGACCAGUUAGAACCCAAAACAACAGAAAGAGUCUGCCCAAGAUUAGCCUGAGACAAGUAGAUGUGACGGGAGGAAUUUCAGUUCUCGGGAAGCAGUCACCUGGCAGAGCCCUCACAGCACCAGUGCAGGAGGAUAAUGGGAUCAAAGCAAUUAUGGAGACUCCAAAGGAAACACUGGCAAUUGCAGCAGAUUUAACUGGGUUUACCAGACCACAACAAACACCUAAGGAAAAAGACCAGCCCCUGGAAGAUUGUGGUGGCUUCCAAGAACUCUUCCAAACACCAGCUGGUGCCAGUGACUCAGUGACUGUUGAGGAAAGUAAAAAGAUGCCAGUGGAAUCUUUACAACCACUACCAGUCAUAACCCCAGCAAGCACAAAGAGACUGUCCAAGACAGGUCUCAGUAAGGUGGAUGUGAGAGAAGAGCCUUCGACCCUGGGGAAACGAACAAAGUCAUCAGGCACAGUGACAGGCACACCGGCACCAGUGCAGGAAGAAAAUGACACCACACCCUUUAUGCAAACUCCAAAGCAGAAACUGGAAUUCACAGGAAAUUCAGCAGGACAUAAGAGAAGGUCACGGACACCUAAGACCAGGGCUCAGCCCCUAGAAGACCUGGAUGGCUUCCAAGAACUCUUCCAAACACCAGCUGGUGCCAGUGACUCUGUGACUGUUGAUGAAAGUGCAAAGAUGUCUCUGGAAUCUGUACAACCACAACCAGUCAUAACCCCAGCAAGCACAAAGAGACUGUCCAAGACACCAGGACAGAACAAGGAUUUAGUGACACUGGACAAUCUUGCAAAAAUGCCAGGCAGUUCUCCACCACCAGAGCCAAUAGAUACUUCAGUAAUCUCAGGUAGACAGCUCAGAACUCGUCUUAGGAACGUUUAUGUGAAAAAUGAACUGUCAGAAGACGGAAUGCAUCCAAAAAUGUCAGGGGAAAUUGUGGACUCAUCUAGAGCACCAGGAGGUGAAGAGAAAGUCAUUAAAGCAAGGAAGCAAUGUGUAAAGCGGAAAUUGGACACAGCAGUCAAUUUACCUAGCAGCAAGAGGCAAAGAAUUGCAGGAGCAGAAGAGCCACAGACCCUAGAGGAUCUGCCUGGCUUCCAAGAGCUCUGCCAAGCUCCAUGCUUGGUAAUGGACUCAGUUAUUGUUGACAAAACCGCAAAGGUGCCCAGCAAAUCUCCAGAACCUGUGGAUACAACUUCAGAGAUACAGCCAAGAAGACGACUCAGGAGACUGGGUGUGACUGAAGAGCCCAUACCACAAAGAACGACUACAAGAGUGUUAAGGCAAACCAGAAACACACACAAAGAGCCCAUAGAUAGUAGUAAUGGUAUAGGUGAGUUUAAGGAGUCUUCGGCACAGAAACAAGACCCAGCCAUAAGUUUAACCGGCAGGAGGAACCAACCAAGAAAGGUUAAGGAAAAGACCCAACCCUUGGAAGAGCUGACUAGUUUCCAAGAGGAAAUUGCCACAAGAAUGUCUUGCAAAUCUCCACAACCAGAAGAGAAGAAAACCUUAGUAGGCUUAAAGAAGCAGCUCAGAAUACAACUAUUCAAAGUGGGUGUGGCAAAGGAGCCCACAGCACAGAGAAAGCAACCAGUCAGGGAAACCAGGAACAGACUCAAAGAGCCCAUGGGUAACAGGAUAAAUGUUGAAGAGCUUAAGAAGUCUACAGAGCAGAAAAUUGACCCAGUAGCAAGUAUUCCUGUCAGCAAGAGGCCACGGAGGAUACCCAAGGAAAAGGCACAGACCGUAGAAUUGGCUGGUCUCAAAGGACCAAUCCAAACCCUAGGUCACACUGAGAAAUCUGCAAGGGAUAAAGAACCCACACAGAUGCCCUGUAAUUCUCUACAACCAGAGCAAGUUGAUAGCCUCCAACCCUCACCAAGACGUCCCAGGACAAGACAUGGGAAAGUAGAGGCAGACAAGCCUUCAGCAGUAAGGAAGACAGUGCCAACAUCAAGGCAAAGUGUGCGAUCCCGAAAGGUCACUGAAAUUGAUGACAAUGGUACCAAAGCUUCAAAGGCACCUGUAAAGCAGACAUUAGAUACAGUAGCCAAAGAAACUGACAGCAAAAGGCAGCUAAGGACACGUAAGAAUGGGGUUCAACCUCUUGAAGUCCUGGGUGACUCCAAAGAAAUAACACAAAUAUCAGAUCACUCUGAGAAACUAAGACAUGACACUAAUAUUCUUAAGAGCACUCUACAGCAAAAGCCAGACUCAAUGAAACCUCUGAGAAAAUGCAGAAGAGUGCUGAGGACCUCUAAAGAGGACCCCAAAGAAGUGUUGAUGGAUACCAGUGACCUUGCAGCAUUACAAGGCAAAAGCAACCUUUACCUGUCCACCCCCAGUAAGUCUGCAAGAGAUGGAAGGAUUUUGAAAACCAGGGCUUUGUGCUCUGUAACCCCAAAGCAGGAAGCAACAGAUGAGAAACCUGUACAUAAGACACAAAGGGCUGCUUCUACCAAGAGACACGUGUCGCCUGAGCUGGUGAAGGUGAAACACCUGAGAAGUGUGUCACAUAAACGUGAAUCUGUGGAGGAGCACAUUAGCACCAUUAUGCAAACAGAAGAAAUGCAAGCCAAAAGAGAGAACCCUGUCACUCCAGAUCAGAAAAUACCCCAGAGCUCUAGGUACCGAAAGAAAACUGAAAAACAGCCAAGCCCCAAGUUUGAUGCGUCUGCAGAGAAGGUUGGGAUAAAGAAAAAUGAGAAAACAAUGAAGAUCUCCCAGGAGACAGAGCCGCAGAAUCCAGGUCCUGGAACCAAGAAGUCUUCAUCUCUGGGCAAAGUCAGUGGGAAAAGAACAUGUUUGAGGUCUAGAGGACAGACGGAGAUUCCCCACCCUCAUGAAGCAGAAGAGAAAACAAGAAAAUCAGGUGCAGAAAUCUCGAUAAAGACCCAGCAAGAGAAAGGAGUCUCUGGAGAUCCAGAUGUUAGGCGUUUGAGAUCCAGACAAACUAGAGUCACUUUGGACAAUGAACCUAAGCCAAGAGUAACUCGAGGGGCCAAGAAAGAUGCAAAAACUCUGAAGAAGGAUGAAGACAUUGUAUACACCAAGAUAUUAAGAACAAGAAGUCACCAGAAAAGUGAAACUGUGUAGCAAAGACAUUUAAGAAGGAAAAGUAAAUUUGGUUUAGCGAUAGAUUCCAGUAUGAUUUUCAUCUCCAGUGUGAAGGUGAACUGUAAAUAAUAUUACCUGUGCUUAAGGAAGGAGGCUUUGAGCUUUCCUGAUCAUACUCUCUUCAAGCUCCAAUGGAGAUCAUGAAGAUCACCAGGGAUCUCAGAGCAAUAGCAGUUUAAAUGUUUGGUGGGUAAACAGGUAGAAAUGUGGCCCUCUGUCCUACCCAAUAAAGCUCUGUGAAAUUCACUGCC
Rattus rattus (black rat) is the source of this 9497-nucleotide messenger RNA. RefSeq names its product marker of proliferation Ki-67 (gene Mki67). Gene Ontology annotation, molecular function: protein binding. Gene Ontology annotation, biological process: regulation of chromosome segregation; regulation of mitotic nuclear division. The record is from RefSeq and is a predicted model, not a curated record. Gene Ontology annotation, cellular component: nucleus; chromosome. The transcript has 14 exons. Lineage: Eukaryota; Metazoa; Chordata; Mammalia; Rodentia; Muridae. The coding region runs from base 259 to 9225 and encodes 2988 amino acids.